Molecule: messenger RNA, 510 nt
Organism: Microthlaspi erraticum
Lineage: Eukaryota; Viridiplantae; Streptophyta; Magnoliopsida; Brassicales; Brassicaceae
Source: the annotation of a GenBank genome assembly
AUGGAGGCAGAGCUCAGCUGGGAUAAAGGGUCAUCAGCUCUGGAUUGGAUUCGCCGACAAUUGCUGGAGGAUGGUGAUGAUUUCGAUGUGGCAGCUUCAUCAUCGUCAUCGUCAUCGUCAUCAUCUGGGCCGCCAAGAGGAGGGGCAAAUUACAAGGGAGUAAGGAGAAGACCAUGGGGGAAAUACGCGGCAGAGAUCAGAGAUCCCAACAAGAAGGGUGCCAGAAUAUGGUUGGGGACCUACGAGACGGCCGAUCAGGCAGCCUUGGCGUAUGACCGGGCAGCUUUUAAGAUGCGAGGCUCUAAGGCUAAGCUUAACUUUCCUCACCUUAUCGGCAUUGACAAGGCUGAGCCUGUCAGGGUGACUAAACGCCAGCGUUCAUCUUCGCCGGAGGAGCCCACUUCUCCUCCGCCAGCUAAAAGGCGAAACAACACUAACAUAAUUAACCUAAUGGCUAGACUUCCUUCCCUCGGAUUAAAGCUCUCUGUAAUUCAAAAGCACCUACAAUGA